Molecule: messenger RNA, 5615 nt
Organism: Neofelis nebulosa (Clouded leopard)
Lineage: Eukaryota; Metazoa; Chordata; Mammalia; Carnivora; Felidae
Gene: ANKRD29
Product: ankyrin repeat domain 29
Exons: 10
Coding region: 3661-4416 (251 amino acids)
Biological process (GO): RNA processing
Molecular function (GO): RNA binding; protein binding; RNA nuclease activity
Source: RefSeq, a predicted model, not a curated record
ACACUGUCAGUGCAGAGCCCAACACGGGGCUCGAACUCGCAGAUUGUGAGAUCAUUGACCUGAGCCAAAAUCCAGAGUCAUGCUUAACCAACUGAGUCACCCAGGUUGCCCAAAGCCAUGCAUGUUUUUAAACAGCUUUAUUGAAAUACAAAUCACAUACCAUAUAACUCACCCCUGUAAAGUGUUCAUUUCAGUGCUUUUUAGUAUAUUCAGACUUGUGCAACCAUCAGCACAAUCAAGUUUAGAAUAUUUUCAUCACCCAUUAGCAGUCACUCUAGCCCCCAGCUGUCUAGCUUCCCAGCUUUAGAUAACUGCUAUUCUGCCUUUCUAUCUCUAUAUAUUUGCCUAUUCCUGACAUAUAUGUCUUAAACAGACUCUCCACCUGGUCUUGAGUUCUGAGUUUGGAAAUGCUGGUGUUGAAUGGUCCUACCUCCAAGGCAGAAUGCUUGGGGUAAAUCAGUUUCCUAUCACCUUCAGAAGUGUAGCAAUACUGACAACACAGAGGUUAGGCUUCUCUAAUGUUUAUCAAGCAUUCUGAAAAUUUCAAAUACUUAGCACAAAGGGGACAAUGGAUGAGACUAGCUAGUGACAUCUCGGAGUGUCCUUCUGUGCAAGGUUUCUCAGUCCUGCAUUCUCUUCUUAUUUAACGUGGCCUCUAACGCCAGAGAAAUUCAUAACUGAGAAAAGCUCAUGUUCUCUUGAUUGAAUUAAUAAAUGCACAAUCAAAACCCACAUGAUUCUAAACCUUUUUUGAACUCUACCUUUUAAAAGUCUCUACCCCUCCCCAUUAGCUUUUAAUCAGAAUUCCAGUUCUGUACAAGUAACAGUUUCCCUUCUGUGUUUCCUCUCCCCUUCCUUCCUGUAACUAAUUGCCGUUAGUAUAAUAAUGAGCAGUGUGUAAGCCAAAAUUCUGGAAGUAAAGGGGAGAAAAAAGGACUUUCUCACAGGGAAAGUCCUCAGACUCUACACUCAAAGAUGGGGUUGAAUGCUGGCUCUGUUACUUGCUAACUGUAUGACCUUGAGUAAUUCAUUUCUGUGCCUCAGUUUCCUCUUCCUAAAAAUGGGAAUAAUAAAAACACCAAUGUCGUGGAGUUGUUCUGCUAAUUAAAUACAUCAGAGCAGUGAAAGUGCUUAGCACACCGGCUAGAAGAGCAAGAUCUCAGCCUUGGUUGGUGUUGCUAUUCUUCAUAUCAUGACCAGCAAGCCCGAGGGAGGCUCACUGGCCUUUUUGUAGAGAUCAGAAAAAUCAAGAAAGAGGUUAAAUAGCAAAGCAUUUCCACAUGCAUCAUCUCCUUCAAAGGCUAGAGGUCUUGCCCCUGUUUCACUCCACAGCAUUUAUGAUUAUGUGCAUAUCGUUCCCAGAGGAGGUUUGGAAGCUAUCCAGGCAAUGUGAUGUGUGUAGACCCUAAAGAGAAGGAAGUUCAGGGGACUUUCCGUCUUGGCAGAAGAGGAGCUUGGAAUGAGGGUAGGAAGGAGGUCAUUGGGGUCAAUGCUGCCUUAUUCCUUGCUGUCUACAGAAUUCCAGGGAGGCAGAACAGUGUGAUGGCUAACAGGGCAGCCCCAGCACCAGGCUGCCUAGGCCCGAAGCCUGCCUGUCAUGUCUCCCUUAGCUGUGCAGCGGGCUGGUACCGGCACCCACUUCACUGAGCCACCGUGAGGAUUCAGCGAGAGAGCAUGUGCGGAGGACAUACGGAGUGGUACAGAAUGAGCACUUAGUAUUAGCACAAGAUUCCUGCCCUCCACUAAAUGUGUCUGCCACGGUGUGAUGGGAGAACUUACCCAUUCUUUUGGGAGUCGUUUCCACCUGGAAGCCCCUUAGGCACUUGAAAGCGUGUUCAAAGCUGAACUCCUUUUUUUCCCAAAGCCUGCCCCUCCUCCGGUGUUUUCCCACUUCAAGGAAUGGCACCGCCUCAACCGGGCACUCCAACCAGAAUCCUGGGACUCGUUCCAGCCUCCUUCUCCCACCUUCUCCUGCACAUACAGUCUAAUCCUCCCGUCCCGCUAUUUUUGCCUGAGCUCGGGCCCUUAAAUUCUCUUCCCCGUCUAUGCGGUAGUCCCCUAACCCUUGUAGACACCGACCUCAGUCUGGCUCCAGUCAUCAAUCCAUUCUCCCUGAAGCUGCCACAGGUACCUUUCUGAAACACAAAGCCGAUAGUAUCUCCUCACCUUAAAACCCUGCCUUGACUCCCCAGUACCCCGGCAAACUCCGUCGCACAGCACAGCAGAUCCUUUGGGAUCUGGCCCUCGCUGCCUAUAGUGCCGCAUUGUCCCUUGCCCUCUCUCCCCUCCCAUCCCUCUGUCUAGCCCUUCCAAGCUAGUGACGGUUCCCAGAAUGCUAUGAUGAGCCUCCACGUCUUUGCUUUCACCGCUCUUUCUGCCUGGGAUGCUCAUUACCCAGUUCCCCACUCAUCUUCUGAGACUCUUCUUGAGAAUUCCUUCUCUUUGAAACCAUUCCUGGCCGCCACCCCCCCCCCCCAUAUAGCCUCGGCCAUUCUCUGCUCUCCUUACGUUAUCCACAUUCCGACUCUAGCACCUGUAAUAAUUUCUGAUGCCUAUUGGCAUGACAUGCUUUCCUGCGGGGCCAUAAAGCCAUUGGAGCAGAGCUCAAGUUUCACUCUUACCUCUUGUUCUAGCCCCUGGCCAGUGCCCCUGUCCCCAAUACAUGCCAGUGACCAAGCAAAUUAAGUCACCUGAACAAGCAUUUCAAAGAGCUGUGAGGAAUAGCAUUUAUAGCGACAAUUCUUGAGUGUUCACCAUCAAACAGUGUUUCCACGUAUUCUCCCCUUUAAUCCUCUAACGACACAUGGCAGAGGUACUACUGCUGGCAUUAUUAGUCCCAUUUUAUUGGGACGGAGAGAAGUUAAAUAACCUGCCCAGGGUCACAGAGCUGGGAAGUAGCAGGCUUCGGACUGGAACUCAGCUCUUUCUUACCCCAAAUCGACUUCUCUGUCUUGCCUCCACCUCUCGCACUUGAGGGAAAAUGAAAUCUUUACAGCUGUUCACAAAGCUCAGUUUCCAGAACCUCAUAGGAAGCGAGGAAAUCUGGCCCUGACAGGAGAGGAAGCCCCAGAGCCAUCCUCAAGGCAGGAGAGGCUCCCAGCUGGAGAGCUUAUUAUGACGAUAGAAGUUUGUGGCGUGCAGAUGGGUUUUGAAAAUAAUUUGGGGUUAAAGAGAAACAACAAAAUCACUAAAAAUGAUUUACAAUUUAUUACUUUCAAGUCUUCAUGUUUCAGGAAAAGCCAGCAGGGCUGGCGUAUUAAGUUCUCUUCCUAAUUCACCCUCCAAACUUCAUUUUGGCCUUGUGCGAUCUCUCUGCUGAAAGGGCAUUGUUUCGUGAUUUAUGAUACAAGGCAGGCCUGCCUGGCCAUUGCUUCAGCCAGUUACUGACAGCUGUAACAGUGGAGCCAGCCUGGAACAAGAGCCGCAAACACCGGGUGUGAACGUCACCAUGGCAGUUCGGCGUGAAAAUUCCCGGGGCCAUCACAUUUAGGCUUUCAGGGGGAAAAGCAAAUUGUUCAUCUGGAAUUUGAGAAGGAAACUCCACUUGCCAACGCCGCAUUCUGGGCAGCAAGGAGAGGAAACCUGGCUCUGCUCAGGCUGUUGUUGAACAGCGGUCGGGUGGAUGUGGACUGCAGGGACAGUCAUGGCACCACGCUCCUCAUGGUGGCCUCCUAUGCAGGCCACAUAGACUGUGUGAGGGAACUGGUUCUGCAAGGAGCAGACAUCAAUCUCCAGAGAGAGUCAGGUACAACUGCCCUGUUCUUUGCUGCCCAGCAAGGACAUAAUGAUGUCGUGAGAUUUCUCUUUGAAUUUGGAGCAUCUACUGAAUGUAGGACCAAAGAUGGGGGCACUGCCCUGUUGGCCGCCAGUCAGUAUGGGCACAUGCAGGUGGUUGAGACCCUGCUGAAGCACGGAGCCAAUAUCCACGACCAACUUUACGAUGGAGCCACUGCACUCUUCCUAGCUGCCCAGGGUGGUUACUUGGAUGUUAUUCGAUUACUGUUGUCUUCAGGAGCAAAAGUCAACCAGCCAAGGCAGGACGGGACGGCGCCGCUGUGGAUCGCAUCGCAGAUGGGCCAUAGCGAGGUGGUGAGGGUGAUGCUGCUGCGCGGAGCCGACCGGGACGCCGCCCGCAACGAUGGUACCACAGCAUUGCUAAAAGCAGCCAACAAAGGGUAUAACGAUGUUAUAAAGGAGUUGCUAAAAUUCUCACCCACCCUUGGCAUUCUGAAGAAUGGGACAUCGGCCCUCCACGCGGCAGUGCUCAGUGGGAAUAUUAAAACAGUUGCACUGCUCCUGGAAGCCGGAGCAGACCCAGCCCUGAGAAACAAGGCCAAUGAACUUCCGGCAGAACUAACCAAAAAUGAACGUAUCCUGCGUCUCCUCCGAAGUAAAGAAGGACACAGGAAGAGCUAACUUAGUUCCAUAUUUGACUGAAAGAUAGAAACCCUAAUCACAUUGUCCGAAAAGAAGUCGCUUUUCAAAUAGUGUUGGAAAUUCCAUUAAGAAAGGAAAUGCUCAGAAUGCCCGCCCUGGGUCCCUGACCAAGGAGAGCUGGGCUCUGUGCCCUGAGUCAAGAACAGAAAGGCUCAGGGACCCCUUGCCCUCACUUAUGUGGGCUUCUCACACUGGCCUGCGCCCCCACUGCUGUGGGGCCUGGCAGAUUCGUGGAUUCCACAGAAACUCGUUUUACACUACACUAAGUUGGGUCUCUCAGUUAAACUCUAAGACUUAAACCCUUGACAAGGUUUAAGCAAGAUGACAAAAGCCUUUAAAAUACUGAAAGUCUGAUCUUCAGUGAAUCAAAGCACUUUUACUUUUGCAUUAAAUGUCAGUGUGCAAAAAGACACAGCUCCCUCAUGUUUUACACAUACAUGUAUGUCAUGCCAGCGUAAAAUGUUUUCUUCUCCCCAAAGGUCGUAGCCACGUUUAUUCUGAAUCAAUGAAGUGUAAAUUCACAUUAAAAAGCCACUUCUGACAUUCCACCGUGUGAUUUUCAAAGGUGGACUGUUGAACUAUAAAAAAGACAAAUUGUUGAUUUGUGAGUUGAUCCUCGUCUUAUUCCAAACACGUAAAAAAUCAUUUUUACCAAGAAUCAAUAUUGAAGUACGGUGGGAAGCAAGUGGCAAUUUGGGAAACGCAGAAAAUUACAAGCCAUGGGAAAUUGAGGCUUGUCUCUUUGAGCUUUUAUUUUGGUUCUCUCGUUGGGAAUCCGCUUCCCAUGCCAUAACUAAGUAGACUUCCUAUGCUGUGCAGUCCUGAGCUCCCAGCACCACAUUGCUUGACACAAUGACUUUGAGGUCCUUGGAUGAAAUGUGAUAUAUGCAAGUACAAUACGUUGCUAUUAUAUUGUAGGAAUAUAAGUAAUAAAAGACUGUUAUUAGUAUUUAAUAGGUGUUCAUCUAUGCAUGUUCUUGAGCUGAUUGAUUCCAAGAAAGAGACCUGAGUUUUAUUGAAUUAUUCCUUGGAGGGGAAUCAAAAUUUAUGUACAGUGCACUUUAUAAUCAAUGGUGUCUAAAUGCCUCAGUCAGUGCCUAACUGCACACGCUAAAAUUAAACCGUCUUUCCAUAAUAAACCGUCUUUACCAUAAUAAACACUGAUGGUAUUUCUGGUA